Salvelinus namaycush (lake trout) is the source of this 1914-nucleotide messenger RNA. RefSeq lists its product as uncharacterized. Bases 441 to 1361 code for a protein of 306 amino acids. The record is from RefSeq and is a predicted model, not a curated record. The transcript has 11 exons. NCBI's taxonomy places the organism in Eukaryota, Metazoa, Chordata, Actinopteri, Salmoniformes, Salmonidae.
GUCAACAUUUCUCAGUUGCAUUAUUGUUUGCAUAGGCUAUUGUCAAUAACACACCAACAAAACACUUUAUUAUCAAAUGCCUAAUGCUGAUGUCACAGCUGACUACUUGAGCAAUAAAUCUGCCAUAGCAGAAAAUCAAGUAUUUAACAAUGAAUAAGAGCCCAUAGACCUGCCGGUAUAUCAUUCUGUAGAUGUACAUUAUUUAUAGUAAAUAGUUUCAGACUUGUUUAUUACCGGUCUAAUCCUUAUUGAAGGAAUAUGAUGAGGAGGAGGAGGAGGAAGAGGAGGAGGAAGAGAACUAUGAACAGAGCACAUCUAGUCAGUCUGCCUCAGCCAGGGGGAGCCACUUUGAGUGGCAGCUGUAUAAAGGACAGAGAUGGCUUAGUAUUGGCAAUGACCAUGUGAUCGAGACCCACUACUGCCAGCCUGGGGCCAAAGGAAUGAACAUCUACCCAUCACACAUGGGGCAGGUCUAUAUAGAUUUUGAUCAGAUUGAGGCUCAAAAUGCUGCCAUGGGUGUACGGCGACUCACGUUCCUACCUCAGGGUCAAAGUGAAGACAUCGGGUGGUAUUUCAAAGACAUUCUGAAAUGGCGUGAAUACGGUUCUUUGGGUCCAGGUCAGGGCUCGUCCUCAGUCAGUAGUGGUGAUGUGGAACGACAGUACAUCCUCAGACCUCAGGGGACCUUCCACUUCACUGUGGGGAGCAACAGCUACACGUUAGACUUCACAGCUAUGACACAGACCAAUUCAGCCACCCGGGUACAGAGAAAAGUCCGGCGGCGUCCAAAGUUCAACUCCAUCGUCUCAGGGAAUGGCAGCUUAUCCAUUGCCCAAUCAGCCCCCACCGUAAUUGCCUCACCACCUCCCUCUGCUGGCUACACCUGGGAAUUCAUGGGCGAGGAGGGAGUGUGGAUAGAAUACCAGACUCCAGGUUGCUCACUUGAGAGUGCUGGGAUUGAGAGACGCUACCAGAAGAACCCUAAGGGACAGAUACGCUUCAAAGCUGGGAGAUAUUCCUACACCCUCGACUUCUCAGGCAUGUGUCAGACCAACGUUCGCAUCGGGACCAAAAGAAUUGUGAGGAGAACUCAAUGUGAAGCUCAACAAACAAGCAGUGGAGGAAUGGGUUUACAGUCCCGUUGGCAGUUUCAAGACGUGGACGGAAGCUGGAAAGACUUUGCCAAAAGAAGCGGCACUUGCAGUGUAUCCAGCCAGGACAUUGAAGCCCAGUACCAGCAGAACCCAAAUGGAACUAUGAACUUCACUACCAGGAGAUUCAGCUAUCAACUGAACUUCUCAGCCCUGACCCAAAGAAACCUGUCCACUCAGACCACCCGAUCUGUUCGACGCCUGAACUAAUCACUGCCCACGACACUGUCCUCUGUCAGGGGCGAAGUGCAAUACCCUGGCAGUGGAGGCUGGUGGGAGAAGCUAUAGGAGGACAGGCUCAUUGUAAUGGCUGGAAUGGAAUAAAUGGAACGGUAUCAAACACAAACUCAUGGAAACGUUUGGAAUGGAAUAAAAGAAACAGAGUCAAUGAGCCCGUCCUCCUAUAGCUUCUCGCACCAGCCUCCACUGUACCCUGGGUGCAUCUCAAUUGUCUAAAGUGGCUUCCUCUCAACUCCACUCCAUUUCUUCAUGUGCACAGUGAAGACGAAGUCACUGUCCGGCACUGAGACGGAACCCCUUCCAUUCCACUUCCUCCUAAAAAUGAAACUUGUUUACAUAUGUAUUCAUGGAUUUCCUGUUAUUUUCUCAACAUUGUGCAUAUACUUAAAAACCAAUACUAUUAUUAGAAAAGUAGCUUCUGACAAUCUGCACAAUACUGCCACUGGUACAAAAGGAAGAAGCCUUUUGAGCAUGUUCUAGCAUGUACAUUUUCAUUGUCUUUAGUUUGAAUAAAGGUGAUUUU